Messenger RNA from Ipomoea triloba (trilobed morning glory), 1846 nucleotides. Its product is annotated as putative late blight resistance protein homolog R1B-11. The transcript is spliced from 2 exons. NCBI's taxonomy places the organism in Eukaryota, Viridiplantae, Streptophyta, Magnoliopsida, Solanales, Convolvulaceae. The record is from RefSeq and is a predicted model, not a curated record. The coding region runs from base 38 to 1570 and encodes 510 amino acids. Gene Ontology annotation, biological process: defense response to other organism.
AGUCGGACUUUUAGGAGGAGUUGAAAAAAGUGAGCAAAUGUGGCAAGAAGUUCUUAAUACUUUAAGCUCUCACGUUGCAUUUAGAGGCGGAAUACAGAGCAAUAAUGCAAUAGAACUUAGUUACAAUCAUUUACCAGCUCAUUUGAGACCAUGCUUACUUUACUUUGCAGCAAUCCCAGAGGAUGCAGCAUUUGUAGCUUCGAAAUUGAUAAAUCUAUGGAUAUCUGAAGGAUUCAUAGACAUUAUAGAGAAAGAGAGAGUAGAAGAUGUUGCAAGGGAUUGCUUGAAUCAUUUGGUUGGUAGUAACCUAGUUAUGGUGUUUAGAAGAGAGUAUGAUGGUCGCAUCUUAUCAUGUGGUGUUCAUGAUUUGGUACGUGACUUUUGCUUAACAAAAGUUCAAGAUGAAAAUUUCUUGCACAUAAUUAAGAUGGAAAAUAUGUUGGAUAAUCCAACUCUAGAGUUGACUCCACAUCGAAUAUCUUUCCAUAGAUAUAGUGCUCAACAUGAGCUUCUUAAUGAAUUGGUACCUUGGAAUUCUUCUAUCCACACACUUUUGGGUUUUAGAAAUAUUUACACUCCUGUUGGUCAAUAUAUUUAUAAUGGCUCAUGGCUUGCUAACAAAUUUGAACAUCUCACAAUCUUGGAUUUAGAGUUUAUUUUAGUGGACAAAUCAAUUAUGUUCGAAGUAAACUCAUUAAUUCAUCUAAGGUACCUAGCUCUCAUAUUAUGUGGAAGUGGUUCUAUCUCUCCAUGGUUACUCGAGAAUCUUGAAUGUCUCAUAACGUUAAGGUUGGCUUCAGUAGAAGAAGUGCAUUUGCCAAAAUUUUUUUGGAAUAUGCGAAGUUUGAGACAUAUGGUUAUCGGCCACUCCUGUUUAGAGUCAUGCCCAAUGGAAGGACCAUCAGUUAUGGAACCAAUUCCCCAUGGUUCAGAAAUCUUACAAACCUUGGAUUUGAGAACUAGUCUCGCUAUAACGGACACACAUUUAUUGAGGAAACUUCCUGGUCUCAAAUAUUUGAGGUGUAGGGUCUCAAAAUUAUAUCCAUUUGCUGAAAUUGAGUUUCUCCAUCAUCUUGAGUCUCUUACGUUAAUCACCCGCGACGCGGGUAAUUCACAUCUUCUUAAUGAUCUUAAACUCACCAAGUUUCCAUCAAAUGUUAAGGAAAUACGUUUCUCUGGGAUUACUCUUUCAUCGUCUGCAAUCUCAAUAAUUGCUCAACUCUCCAAGCUCGAGGCUCUAACACUAUCGCAAUGCUUGUUCGAUGAGGGUUUAGAAUGGAAUGUGGAUGAGGAAACCCAAUUUUGCAAACUCAAAUACCUAAAACUGUUCAUUCUUAAUGGUACAAGAUUUUGGAUUGUUAGCAAUGCUGCUGAGUCCUUUCCUUGCCUCGAGCAACUAAUUCUGGUUGGAUGUGAUCAGUUAGAGGGGUUGUCAUAUAGCUUCGCAGAUAUUUCAACAUUGAAACUAAUCAGUGUGGUGAACUGUCCCGGAGUUCACAGUUCAGUGAAGGAAAUCCAAGAAGAGCUACAGAAUAUGGGAAGUGAGCAACUCACUGUUCAUAUUAAUUGAGAGUUCGUGGUGACAAAAACAAAUCCUCUCUCCCUUGCUAGUUUGAUAUGCGGGCAAUCCGGGCAUGGAGUAAUCACAACUUGUUAUUACUUUUUUUUCUUUUUUUUUUUUAACUUAAUAAUAAUGUUUUUCUUUGUCUUUUUAUUUUAGUGUAAUCUUUCUUUUAUGUUUAAUCAGUACUGUAAAAAGGCACAUCCUUGUUUUUUAGCAUCUUUGGGCGUGUUAUGAACCCUCCCUAUUGUAUUUGAUUUCAAUAUAAUACCGCCUUUAUUAGGA